AUGACGACAACUGGAGCUGUUGAGGUUGGUGAUGGUGGCGAAGAUCAAUGGACGCGUGAGAGGAUGGCUGAAGAUGAUUUGGUACUCUUGCGGUCAAGGGUGUAUGCGUACCAGAAGAACGACGAGGAGCUGGCAAUGGAGUUGGCCGAGGACAAAUCCAAGACGUCUGCGAACGAGGUGUUGUGUAAGAAGGUCAUUGCGAUCUGUUGUAAUAUCCAGCUGGACAAGGUCGACGAGAUGCUUGUCUCGUUGACGUUGGCUGUUGAGAGUGAUGGUGCUAGUUUGGAUCUGUCGUGUGAUGCUGGUUCAUGA
This is a messenger RNA of Linnemannia hyalina, 312 nucleotides long. The record is from the annotation of a GenBank genome assembly. Lineage: Eukaryota; Fungi; Mortierellomycota; Mortierellomycetes; Mortierellales; Mortierellaceae.